AAUCUCAUGUGCUGAGAGGGCGGCAACCUUUCAAACUUGUAGUCUAAACAAAGCAGCCGGGUUGAUAGGGUGUUUUUCUCGUUGACAUAAAAACAUUGACACAAAAAUGGAACAAGUAGAGCAUAACGGUGGAAAACCUUUUAAAAUAACGAACCAAUCUCGAGAUACCAAAAAGGGAAUAGUGGCAGGGUCUUUGGAAGACCUAACCUCAAAAGUGCGGGAUAAACUAAACAUCGAAGAAAACGAAAAUAUUACGGUGGUUUUGGAAACAGACGGAACAGAAAUCGACGACGAAGAAUAUUUUGGUACUUUAGAUCCCAAUACCAGCUUGAUGAUCCUUACUGAGGGGGAAAAUUGGAGGCCGCCUAGUGCCCCCUGUCCUCUGAAUAUGGAUCAAGUGGAUGAUAGUAAAGGAUGCUCAGGGCUGGUUGGAUUGGUUGGCAGACUCAGAAACAACCUUUGCCACGUUUCUCUGCUUGGUGGCGCAGAACUGGAAUUGCUGAGUGAUAUGGAUCCAGAAUCAUUGGUCGACAUUACCUUUCCAGACAGGGACUUUUUGGAAAGUUUGAAGGAAGCCUCUGGACGGUAUUUGUGCGAGAAGAGACAAGCUCAGGAUGCCAUGGAUUUGUUAAGGUUGUACAAAGAGAAAGAAACCGAUGGUGGGAAUUAGGGGCUGGUGACCAUUCAGCGUUUAAGUUUACAUUUAGAAGUUAAGUUUUUAAAUAUGUUUUAUUUUUAUUUUCCUUUUGUUACGAUUUGGACGUUACCAUUUGGAAAUCCAUGAGAAGUAUUAUUAAAAUACUGUAUCCUAGGCCAUGUUGCAUCCUGCACAAAAAAUGUAAUUUUAUAUAUAUUUUUUAGCGAUACUAGUCGAUAAUAAUAAUAUACUUUUAUACUUUUGUAAUCUUAAUAAUUUGUGUGUAAAGAAUAAAUUUCUAAAAGCAAG
Messenger RNA from Diabrotica virgifera virgifera (western corn rootworm), 946 nucleotides. RefSeq lists its product as uncharacterized. The record is from RefSeq and is a predicted model, not a curated record. The transcript has 3 exons. Gene Ontology annotation, biological process: regulation of apoptotic process; apoptotic process. NCBI's taxonomy places the organism in Eukaryota, Metazoa, Arthropoda, Insecta, Coleoptera, Chrysomelidae. The coding region runs from base 107 to 670 and encodes 187 amino acids.